CCUUUGUCUCUCUUUCUCUGUCUCUUUCCUCUCAGUCCCCCGGAACCCCAGUGGCAACACAGUCCUCGACAUCGACUUUGACAUUGAGCUCGGCAACACGGCAGACGAAGCCAAGGAUGACCCAGAGUCGGGGUAUCUGAGCUGCUCCUUUGAUGAUGGUCUUUGUGGCUGGAUCAGGGACAAAGACGGGGACCUGCACUGGGAGACGACGCCUGAUCCGUCAGGUGGACGCUACCUAACGAUACCCGAAGCAGGAAACAAGAGGACUGGACGAGGAGCGCGGCUGGUCCUCCCCCUUACCCCUCCCUGGAAUGACGGCAAUCUGUGCUUGUCAUUCCGGCACAAGCUGGCAGGUCACCAUGUGGGAAUGCUCCAAGUGUUUGUGAAGAAGGGAAAGCAGUACAGUCCAGCAGUCUGGGGUCGAACAGGUGGAAAUGGCUGGAGACACACCCAGAUCACAUUAUGGGGCACAGGCCUGGAAAGUGUGAUCCUGAAGGGGGAGCGGGGGCGAGGCAGGAGCGGAGAGAUGGCCGUGGACGACAUAACCUUGAGGAAAGGCUCCUGCACAGAGGAGCACAAUCUGAGGAGACUUUGACUGACAGAACAGGGUGAGGCAGAAAGAAAACAAGAGAGAAACUCAUCUCAAAGAGAACGGACUCUGUUGUGACCCCCCCCUCUCCCCGCUCUCUCUCUCUCUGCCUGGGCACUCACUGAUCCCUCCCUAAACCCCUCAGCCGUCGUGUAAACAAAAUCCCCCGAAUUCAUGCGUCUGCAGAACAGUGGGUUUCUCUCACUCGGCUGUCCGUUAAUAAAAGGACCGAACCUGUCCUCGUGGGUGGAUCCCAGCAGCACAUCCCCAGUCCUCUCAGCUUCCAUCUCACUCCAUCACCUUGUUACUCUAAAGUGUGCAUGUACCUACUCACCAUGGAAAUGUCCUCCACCUAACAGCACUGGCAGCCUUCCAGCUGCACCGCUGAUAGGCCCACUCUCACUUCAUUUCUUCCUGGAGAGAGGAUUGUUCCUUUAUUUAGGGAGCCCGCUUUUGCUUUGCUUUGAUCCUUUAUCCACAAGCCAUUGCUUUUUUAGUUGCUUAAUGGUGAAAACAUGUGGCCAGGGGUGCAUUUUGUGACUGUUUUGAUCAGCAAAAAAAAAAGAAGAAACAAGCGGUAGAUUUCUUUUGGUUGGAGAUUUAAAAAAUGUACAUAAAAUACAAAUUUUAUUUGUCAAAAUUGAAUUGUUUCUAAUGCAGAUUUCUUUCAAUCUGAUGUAGGCCCACAGCAUAACACCAAAAGUCAGUUUACCGCUAAUUUUGCUGGUCAAAUGUGAGUUGUUUUUCGUUUUUAAUUACCGGCUACUGUUCGAUAGCACAGCUUUGUCUGAAAGGUCCUUUUUGUUGCCACAGCAUUUCAAAGACCUGCUUGGUCGCAGAAAGUUAUUUAGAUAUUUAGCAUCUUUUCUAUCGUGUUAUUGCCUGUUGAGGUUGGUUAAACUCUGCGAUCAUGUUCUUCAGAUACUUGAAACGUGUAAAACAGAAUCAUUGUACGAUUUUCGAGUCAACUGAAAAGUUACUUUUUAUUAUACACUUUGUGCUUUGUUAUAUUAAGUGCAGUUUGUUAUAAAGAUGAUGACACCAACACCUUUUUAGGUUUUCACAAAUUGUAUUAUUGUAAAUGUAGUUGUGUGUACAUACUCUAAACAAUCCCAUUUGUUGUGUGGUUUAUAUGUUAUGUAAAUUCAUACUUAGAUAUUGAUUGGAUUUCAGCUGGUUGAUAUUUCAACUUUUAAGGAAAGAGUGUGUACACAGAUCAAAACCUUGUGUAGUGCAAGGCUGUUUAAAGUGUCCAAAAAUGUGUGUCUUCAUAUGAUAUAAAGCUCUGUUUGUAACUUGCUAAGCACAUAGUUGCAUAUUGUACGAUGUGAUAAUGAAGGGCAUUGUAAAGGUUUUCUGUGUGCAUGGUUGCAUUUACCAAAUUCAGAAUUAUCCAGACCAGUAUGUAAAUAAAAAAAAAAAUUUGAAUGGCGUGUUUAAAAAAACAACAACAAAAAACCAAAAUUGGCUUACUUCCAAAGACGGACAUCUUAGGUGAUUGGUGAUUCUAAAUUAGCUGUAGGUAUGGAUGUUUGAGACAAAUAAAGGUUUUACA
This is a messenger RNA of Pelmatolapia mariae (spotted tilapia), 2144 nucleotides long. Its product is annotated as nephronectin-like. Gene Ontology annotation, cellular component: membrane. The transcript is spliced from 4 exons. The record is from RefSeq and is a predicted model, not a curated record. The annotation marks the transcript as partial. Lineage: Eukaryota; Metazoa; Chordata; Actinopteri; Cichliformes; Cichlidae.